AUGGCUACUCAAGAUGAGCUUCGUGAUGCUGAUUUGAUCGUUGCCGCUCCUGAUGCUGUUAUUCGAGGCCUUUCGCCGACUCGUUCGUUCGCCUCGGAUUCGACAAGUCGUCUCGAUCCUGCAACCUUGAUCAGCAAACGUUCCCAUCAUCGAAGAAAUUUCACCCGCAACGUGAAUAAAGUCAAGAUGGUGAUUCACGAGACAGGUCCUUCCAUCUACUCAAACGAUCUCAUCACGAAGGCCAACGAUCAUUAUGAGCAAUGUAUGUAUUACCAUCAUCGUUAUUGUGCAAAAUUGGGUGUCACCGACGACACUUGGUUGGAGAAUUUGCGUCAUGAUUAUAAUACGGCUCAUGAAGAAUUUGCCACAGCCCGUCGCCCCGGCCAUGAUACCGAACAACCAGCGCCUAGAGCAACGACCCGCACGAGAGCUCAAGUUCGCCCCGGUUCUGUCGAGUCAACCCGUCAACCCGAGUUCGUCCCGCUGGAUGUGCCCGUCAGCACAUCUCGCCCCGGUGUGGUUGAGUCGACCCGUAAACCCGAAUCUGCCUCGCGGGGUGUGCCUACCAGUACAUCCCACCGUUCCCGUGAGGAAGAUGUCUCUCGCACCGAAGUGGUUGUCGAUCCCGUUAGUGACAGUCAUCAUCAGGCCGAGGGUAGCCGCCCGUCUUCUUUGGCCAGCUCCAGGUCUUCGGUUGCCGCCAGCAUUUCGUCUUCUCAUCGUUCGCGGAGCUCUACCCUUUCGGCUCUGACUAGAGAACGCCUUGCUGCCGAACUCGACCUUGAACUUGCACGCAAGCGGCGAGAAGAAGAAAAGAAUGAAAAUGACCUUCUGGACGAGCUAGCCCGUAAGUUACGUGAGGAGAAGAUUCGUAUCGGGGCCAAACGAAAGGAACGGAAAAUCGAGGAAGAAAUCGCACGUCUUCGUAUGAACGAGAAGUUGUCAAAGAGGUCUGUUCGUUCGCCUUCGCCGACCUCCUUGAGUUCUUACAGUGAACCAGAUGACGAUAUCCAUAUUCCGUUGCCGAAGAGUAAGCCUCGUGACAAAGUGUUGCUUCCCACCGGGCCAUCCGACAAGAGCGCAGAUAGCUGGAUCGACGAUCUGGAACAGAAACCGACGGCCUUACCCGCUGCAACGCCCAUGCCUUGGAUGUUUGGAGGUUCGGCCCCGUUCACGUGUAGGACACCGUUUGAUGGCGACCCUCGAGAUUGGCUUCUCUUUGCCUCAAGAUUUCGAGCCCUCGUCCACGACGUCAUUCCGAACGAUGCCCAGCGUUUGGCCAUUCUUACCGAGUGGGUUGGCCCUAGCGUUUUUCGCCGCAUCUCGCCAUUGUUAAAGGCUCCUCGUGGGUACACUGCAGUUCUUGCCUAUCUUAAGAAGCACUACGGUUCGAGCGAGCAGAUCGCUCGCUGUCAAAUACACGAUCUUCUUAGUCUUCCCUUCGUCAAGCCGGGUGAUCGCCAGGCGCUUGAAAAUUUUUCUGAUCAGCUGCACGGAGCUGUUGUGGUGUUGGAACAAGGGGGAUUGGAGCACGAUCUUAAGAGUGCUGCUAAUCUUGAUCAGGCAGUACAGAAGCUGCCACCUGUCUUUCGCCAUCGCUGGGCCCGUUACGCACGUAAGCGCUUACCGAAAGGUGUCGACCUCAGCGACUUGGAUCGGUUUAUGGAAGAGGUCGUGGAAGAGGAGCGGAUGGCUCGUUCAGCAUUCGAGUUGGCGCCUAAGGUUGAUGUUCGUGAAAAGCGUGUUACGUUUCCCAAGCCAGCCGUUGAAAAGCACCCUUCAAGCAGACCUGCAAUUCUGAAACCGCCACCCGUUCGGCCACCCCCUACCAUCUUAGCCACCCAAGUAGCGAAAGACGUAGAUGUCGAGUGUCCAGGCUGCGGCGGCGCUCAUCGACUUGUUUCUUGCCCCGAGUUACAGAGGAAGUCACCGAGUGAACGAGCGCUGGUGGCGAAGGAGAAAGGCGUAUGUUUCAACUGUCUUGGAGGAAAGCACCGCAGUGCGGAUUGUCGUUCAAAACCCGCUUGUGAAUCCACGGGAUGCCGUGCACGUCAUCAUUCGCUGUUGCAUGGUGCGGAGAGAGUUUUUCCUGAGAAAAGCACACCUCGUCAGUUCCCGUCAUCCGCCGGAGGCCAAGAAUGUUUUCAAGGACCUCAAACACUCGCCAUUGCUCCCCGCCUGACAUCUGAUGUUCUCUUGGCCGUGGUUCCCGUCCGACUUCGUGCGGGUUGCCGGACUCUUGACGUUUUCGCUCUGCUCGACACCGGGAGCCAAGCUACCCUUUUGCGUGAAGACGCGGCUAAUGCGCUUGGUCUUACGGGCCGGCCACGCAAAAUUCGUUUUGGAACCUUCCAUGGGAACGAUCCGGUCGUCGAGACUCGUCUUGUGGGCUUCUCCGUUUCGUCGCUAGAGGGAGACCAAAGCUACAAGGUUUCCGACGCCUUUGUUGUGCCUCGUCUAAAUGUUGGGCAACGCAAGAUAAAAGAUGUUCUCGCUUCGUUCGAUUAUCUUCGUGACCUCAACUUUCCUGCUCGAGACGCUGGUGAAGUCCAGAUUUUGAUCGGGAUGGACGUUCAAGACGCCCAUCUAAACAUCGAGGUUCGUCGCCCUCCAUCUGGAGUUCGGGGCCCUAAUGCUGUGCUCACCCCAUUUGGCUGGUGCGUUGUUGGGAGGACCUAUCCAUUACCGGCAGUGGAAGAUCCAAGCAUAAAUUUCGUUAAGCUGGGAACGAUCGAGCAGCUGGAAGAGUGCGUCGAGAGGUUUUGGAAAACCCAAUCUCUCCCAGUUCGUGAUGCCCCCAGUACAUUUAUGUCGUCGUCAGACCGUGCCGCAAUGGACCAACUCGAGUCGACCAUUCGGCACACUGGAACGCGUUACGAAGUAGGUUUGCCCGUUCGCCCGCAUUGCCCGAAGUUGCCGGACAACAAAGAGUUUGCACGUCGCAAGUUCUUCGCACUGGAGAGGAGACUUCUUUUACACAACGACCUUCGCCAAGCAGUUACGGCGCAGAUGAAGGAGGUGUUUUGCAGCGGCCACGCAGUGAAAGUCACUUCUACAGCUCCCGGUUCCAAGGUGUGGUUCCUACCUUAUCAUCCGGUUCGACAUCCAACGAAGCCCAGCAAGAUCCGUCUCGUUUACGACGCUGCUGCCCGGUUUAAAGGAACCGCGAUCAACGACAUCCUGCUGAAAGGUCCGGAUCUCACCACGCAGUUAUUGGCCGUGCUGCUUCGCUUCCGUGAAAGGAGAAUUGGCGUUACUGCGGACAUUGCGAAAAUGUUUUAUCAAGUGCUGGUUCGUGAGUCAGAUUGCACGAUGUUUCGUUUUUUGUGGCGCGAGCCUGGAACCGAAGAUCCUAUCCAGGAAUUCCAGAUGACGGUGCACAUUUUCGGUGCUGUCUCAUCGCCAACGGUUUGCAGCUUUGCCCUUCAGCGCCUCGAAAAGGAUGCGCCCGAACACCUGAAGGAAGUCGCGAGGCGUAUUCGUUCCAGCUUUUAUGUGGACAACCUGUUGUCGUCGUUCGACGAAGUGGAUGAAGGCGUUUCCAUCAGUCAGAAGCUGGUUGAACUACUCAAGCUCGGUGGUUUCGACCUCGUCCAGUUUCUGAGCUCUUCGCGUUCGUUGUUGGACCAACUUCCGUCUUCCUCUCGUCUGGUUCCCGAGCUCGACCUAGAUUUCGACGAUUUGCCCACCGAGCGCACGUUGGGGUAUCUGUGGAGUUGUGAGCGAGACGAGUUCGUUUUCCGUUUUAAAAAGACAGAAGAGGCCUUUUCAAAACGCUCGAUUCUUUCGGCAAUUUCGAGCAUCUAUGAUCCUCUUGGUCUCCUAGCACCCGUCGUUUUGGUGGCGAAAAUCAUCCUUCAGGACAUCUGGCGACUCAAAGGUGGCUGGGAUGAGAUUCUGCCCGCCGAUAUUCUGAAUCGUUGGGGGCGCUUUGUGGAACAUCUGCCGAUGCUCGAACUGCUGAACAUCCCGAGAAGUUUCUUGACUAAGCCCCAGUCGGCGUAUCGUUCUUUUCAGUUGCACGCUUUUUCGGACGCAUCGAAAGACGGUUUCGGUGUUGUAAUUUAUCUUCGAGCUGAAACCUCUGGCGAGGUCGAAGUCUCUUUCGCAAUGGCCAAAGUGAGAGUUGCUCCCAUCCAUCAGCUUUCGAUUCCGAAGAUGGAGCUUCAAGGUGCUUUGCUAGCAGUCAGGUUAGCAAACUAUCUGUUGAAGGAGCUGACUCUGCCCAUAUCGAAUGUGUUUUUCUGGGUUGAUGCGAUGACUGUUGUUCGGUGGAUCCACGCCAGCCAUCGUCGUUACAACGUGUUUGUCGCGAACAGAAUAGCUGAGAUCCUGGAUUCAACGACCCCUUCGCAAUGGAGACAUGUUCCUGGUGCACUUAACCCAGCAGACGAAUGCAGUCGUGGUCUCUGUCCGUCCGAGCUCGAUCCAAAUCAUCGCUGGUACCGUGGACCUGAGUUUCUAGUUUUGCCACCCGAGCAAUGGCCGGCCCAGAUUCCAGCUACUGAAUUGAUCGACCACGAAGACGAGUCUAUUGGCUGUUUCCUAAUCGCCAAUCCUAGCGGGCCAGUAGAUGACGUUGUGGCACGAGCCGAUAAUCUACAUCGCCUAAUUCGCAUCGCCGCUUGGAUUGAAAGAUUCGUUCGCAACAUCCAGAUCCUCGUUCAUCGGAGACGUGCCAGAGAAAGGUCUAUUCUGGAUGGCAAUCAUGAAGAAGCAGCGACCGGACAAAGUGAGCAGUUGAAAACGGGCCGGCAGCAGAGUGCGGACGAGCUGAAGUCAGCCCGUCGCCUUUUAAUUCGCGUUUCACAGCGCGACUCCUUCCCUGACGAUUUAAGCAGUUUGCGGAAGGCGAAGUCCGUUCGCCCGGAGUCUAGGUUGCUGAAACUGUCCGUUUAUCUAGAUGACGCCGGAAUCAUUCGUGUUGGUGGCCGCCUUGAAAACGCCCCCAUCAGCGCUGAAGCCCGUCAUCCUGCCGUUCUGGAACCCAAGCAUCCGCUCACCCGAUUGUUCAUACGCUGGGCGCAUAUUUCCGUGGCUCAUGGACGAGCUGAUCGCACCCUUGCGGAAGUUCGUGCUCGCUACUGGGUUUUGAAAGGACGCGAAGCAACAAAGUCGGUCAUCACGACUUGCCUGUAUUGUUCCCGCAUGAGAGCCAAGCCGUUUCAGCCGAUGAUGGCCCCACUUCCAGCGGAGCGGGUCCAACCGUUCAGCCCUCCAUUUACCCGUAUUGGAGUGGACUACCUCGGUCCUUUCCCUAUUUCAAUUGGCCGGCGAACAGAAAAUCGUUGGAUUGCUCUUUUUACCUGCCUCUCCACCCGUGCUAUCCACCUCGAAAUUACCCCGUCGAUGGAUGUGGAUUCCUUUUUAAUGGCUUUUACCCGUUUCGUCAGUCGUCGGGGUGCCCCGACCGAUGUUUUUAGCGACAACGGUACCAAUCUGACUGCAGGAGAGCGUGAGCUGCGUGAGGCGGUUACCCGCCUUAACGACGUGAAAAUCGCUGACCAACUUGCUCGGAAAGAAAUUCGUUGGCACUUCUCCCCGCCUGCUGCCCCGCACUUCGGAGGUGUCUGGGAGCGUCUGGUUCGCUCGUGCAAGGAGGCCCUGCGCGCUAUCCUCGGUCAGCAGACGGUGAAGGAGGAAACCUUUGCAACGGUCGUCAUCGAAGUUGAGGGCCUACUCAACAAUCGACCGUUGACGGAUCUAGGUGCGGACCCGCAAGAAUUCGAGCCGUUAACCCCGAAUCAUUUUUUGUUGGGGCGCCCCAAUCCCCACUUGCCCGCUGACGUCAUCGACCCGGAAAUCAAAUGUCUUCGCCGAAGAUGGUUUCACGCACAGCAAAUCGUGGAUCAGGUGUGGAGCCGAUGGUUAAGGGAAUACCUGCCGACCCUCACGACCCGCAACAAAUGGACCCGAUCGCAAAACAACUUGGAGGUGAACGACAUGGUGCUUAUGGUGGAUCCAAAGUCGCCGCGCGGACACUGGCCAAUUUGUCGUGUUGCGAAAGUUUUACCUGGCUCUGAUGGUGUAGUACGCGCGGCCGAAAUCGUUACGAAGUCCGGCAAGACCUACACCCGCCCAGUUGUGCGAUUAUGUCGCUUGGAAGCCUUGAGUGCUGCUUAA
Molecule: messenger RNA, 6123 nt
Organism: Daphnia magna
Lineage: Eukaryota; Metazoa; Arthropoda; Branchiopoda; Diplostraca; Daphniidae
Exons: 1
Coding region: 1-6123 (2040 amino acids)
Biological process (GO): DNA integration
Molecular function (GO): nucleic acid binding
Source: RefSeq, a predicted model, not a curated record